Prunus armeniaca (apricot) is the source of this 312-nucleotide messenger RNA. NCBI's taxonomy places the organism in Eukaryota, Viridiplantae, Streptophyta, Magnoliopsida, Rosales, Rosaceae. The record is from the annotation of a GenBank genome assembly.
AUGGUGGUAAUGGUAGUGGUAGUGAUUGAGUGGAGUUGUGGUGGUGGUGGUGGUGGGGAUGGCGAUUGUGGAGGUGGUGGUGGUGGUGAUAGUUGCAGCAUGGUGGUUGUUGUGGUGUUGGUUGUGGAGGUGGUAGUGGAUGUGGAGGUUUUGGAGGAGGAGGAGGAGGUGGUGGUGGUGGUGGUGGAGGUGGUGGUGAUGGUGGUGGAGGAGGUGGUGGUUGUGGUGGUGGUGGCGGAGGAUGAGGAGGAGAAGGAUGUGGUGGAGGUAGUGAAUGUGGUGGUGCAAGUGGGGAGUUGGAUGUGGAAGUGA